Messenger RNA from Mastomys coucha (southern multimammate mouse), 809 nucleotides. It is a transcript of the gene Lyz, whose product is annotated as lysozyme. The transcript is spliced from 4 exons. Bases 198 to 653 code for a protein of 151 amino acids. The record is from RefSeq and is a predicted model, not a curated record. Gene Ontology annotation, biological process: defense response to Gram-positive bacterium; defense response to Gram-negative bacterium. Lineage: Eukaryota; Metazoa; Chordata; Mammalia; Rodentia; Muridae. Gene Ontology annotation, molecular function: lysozyme activity.
CUCUCUAGACCAGAAUAUCUCAGUUCAAACGUUGGGGAAAAUGCUUUUGAAGUUUGUGGAUCAAUAAGAACUUCCUGUUUUGCAUGAAGCUCAAAAGGCAGAGUCCCCAAACUAGUAGAGGAUGAAGGGAGUUGAGAGAUGCUUAAAUACCGGGGCCUGAUUGCUCUGGGCAGCUGGUGAGGUGGUUCCCAGGCAACAUGAAGUCUCUCCUAACUCUCCUUACUCUAGGGCUCCUCCUGCUCUCCAUCACUGUCCAGGGCAGGACCUACAGCCGAUGUGCUAUGGCCAAAACUCUGAAAAGAUUUGGUCUAGAUGGCUUCCACGGAAUCAGCCUGGCAGACUGGGUUUGUUUGGCCAAAUCAGAGAGUAAUUUUAACACGAAAGCUACAAGAUUCCACCAUGAAGACCAAAGCACCAACUAUGGGAUAUUUCAGAUCAGUAGCCGAUACUGGUGUAAUGACCACAAAACCCCAGGAUCAAUGAACUUUUGUCGGAUACUCUGCAAAGAUUUGCUGAAGGAUAACAUCUGGAAAGCUGUAACUUGUGCAAAGAGGAUCGUGAAGGAUCCACUAGGAAUUACUACAUGGGAAGGAUGGAGAACAAACUGUGAGAACAAAGACCUCGAUCAGUACAUUCAGGGCUGUGGGCUGUAACUGUCUCCUUGUGCAGAUCAUUUGGCUCUUCUUCAGAGCAUGGUAAACAGCCAGGUAAAAGGUCACCCUGCUGGCAUUCCCCGUCAAAGCUGCACAGGAGCAAGAGCUAAAAUAAAUGACAGUCUUUAUCCUGAAAUGCCUCCUACUAACUGCUUU